ACGAGUCUGGAUGUCUCCAGAGGCAGGAGAAGGCGACAGUUAUUCCCAAACAAUCCCUGUUGCUGAGAACCUCCUGCAUUGUCUCAGCAGGGCGUGUGUGGGGGUGAGUUCACCCUGCAGAAUGCUGUCGGACAUGCCAAGCUGAAUUCAUCAGAGGGGAGAUCCACCUCAGCCAACCCAGCCCAGCCCGGCAUAAAAGGGCUCUCCCAGCCCGUGCCCGGCGCAGGUUCGUCCCUCUCCUCAUCCCGCCCACUCCUCGCUCGGGGCCAGCGCCUCCGCUCCUCUAUUCCCGCCGCAGCAUCCAUCCAUCCAUCCAUCCAUCCAUCCAUCCAUCCAUCCAUCCAUCCCGAUCCCGAUCCCGAUCCCAAAACCCAGCCGGGCCAUGUCUCGCCAGUCCACCGUGCGGAUCCAGCGGGGCCGGAGCGGCUUCAGCGCCGCCUCGGCCGCGGUGCCCGGCACGUGCCGGACCAGCUUCAGCUCCUGCUCCGUCACCCGCCUGGGGGGCUGCGGCGCCGGCAGCGGCUUCGCCAGGGUCGGGGGGGGCUUCGGCAGCAAGAGCCUCUACAACGUCGGCGGCUGCAAGAAGAUCUCCGUGGCUGGGAGGGGUGGGAGCUUCUACGGAGCCGGGAGCGCCUACGGCGGCGGCUUCGCCAACCUCGGCUACGGGUACCCCGCCUUCCCGGCGGGGGGGAUCCACGAGGUCUCCGUCAACCAGAGCCUCCUGAAGCCCCUCAACCUGGAGAUCGACCCCAACAUCCAAAGGAUCCGGAAGGAGGAGAAGGAGCAGAUCAAAACCCUCAACAACAAAUUCGCCUCCUUCAUCGACAAGGUUCGGUUCCUGGAGCAGCAGAACAAGGUGCUGGAGACCAAGUGGAGCCUCCUGCAGGAGCAGGGCAUGAAAACCGUGAGGAACAACCUGGAGCCGCUUUUCGAGACCUACAUCAACAACCUGAGGGUGCAGCUCAACAGCCUCCUGAGCGACAAGGGGCGGCUGGAGGGGGAGCUGCUCAACACCCAGUACCUGGUGGAGGACUUCAAGAAGAAGUACGAGGAUGAGAUCAACAGGAGGACCAUCGCCGAGAACGAGUUCGUGACGCUCAAGAAGGAUGUGGACGGUUCCUACAUGAACAAGGUGGAACUACAAGCCAAGGCAGACGCUCUGACUGAAGAGAUUAAUUUCCUGAGAACCCUCUACGAGGCCGAGCUGUCCCAGAUGCAGACCCAGAUCUCCGACACCUCGGUGGUGCUGACCAUGGACAACAACCGGAACCUGGACCUGGACAGCAUCAUCUCCGAGGUGAAGGCGCAGUACGAGGACAUCGCCAACCGCAGCCGCGCCGAGGCCGAGUCCUGGUACCAGACCAAGUACGAGGAGCUGCAGGCCACGGCCGGCAGGCACGGGGACGACCUCAGGAACACCAAGCAGGAGAUCUCCGAGCUCAACCGGCACGUGCAGCGGCUGCGCUCCGAGAUCGACAGCGUCAAGAAGCAGUGUGCCAACCUGAAAGCCGCCAUCGCCGACGCCGAGGAGCGCGGGGAGCUCACCCUCAAGGACGCCAAGGCCAAGCUGGCCGAGCUGGAGGACGCCCUGCAACAGGCCAAGGCCGACCUGGCCCGGCAGCUCCGCGAGUACCAGGAGCUCAUGAACGUCAAGCUGGCCCUGGACAUCGAGAUCGCGACCUACAGGAAGCUGCUGGAGGGCGAGGAGUGCAGGCUGGCUGGAGACGGCGUCCCGGUGAAUAUCUCCGUCACCAGGACGACCGUGGGCUCGGGCUACGGGGCCGGGAGCAACCUGAGCGUGGCCGGGGGGAUGUGCGGGCUGGGCAGCGGCUUCGGCUGCGCCCCCGGCCCCGGGGGGAGCAGCGCCCUCGCCGCCGGCAGCAGCUCCAGCGUGAAGUUCGUGUCCACCUCCUCCACCCGGAGAAGCUACAGGAGCUAAAAGCCCUCCCCGCAGACGCCGUCACGCGCCAGAAACCCCGAAACCCCCCCAAAACUGCGGCGCUGGGGCGUCGGCGGGGUCGGCAGAGUGAGGGGCCCCUAAGCCCCCUAAGCCUUGUCCCGCGGGAGCCCCACUUUAGGAACUCUCUCUCUCCCCGCUGGCCGCGAGUCCAGCUGGUUAAAAUUCGCUUGGGUCAGCUCAGCAGGGUGUUUUUGGCCGGAUUUUGUACAUAAAGUGUGUCUCGUCCCGUGACCCUUCGUCUCCUCUUCGCUCGCCGGUGUUUGUCUGAAUAAAACAUGCACACCUAAUUUA
Messenger RNA from Pseudopipra pipra, 2251 nucleotides. Its product is annotated as keratin, type II cytoskeletal 6A-like. Gene Ontology annotation, molecular function: structural constituent of skin epidermis. The transcript is spliced from 9 exons. NCBI's taxonomy places the organism in Eukaryota, Metazoa, Chordata, Aves, Passeriformes, Pipridae. Gene Ontology annotation, biological process: keratinization; intermediate filament organization. The record is from RefSeq and is a predicted model, not a curated record. Bases 383 to 1939 code for a protein of 518 amino acids. Gene Ontology annotation, cellular component: keratin filament.